This is a messenger RNA of Molossus molossus (Pallas's mastiff bat), 3440 nucleotides long. It is a transcript of the gene ARHGAP44, whose product is annotated as Rho GTPase activating protein 44. Lineage: Eukaryota; Metazoa; Chordata; Mammalia; Chiroptera; Molossidae. The record is from RefSeq and is a predicted model, not a curated record. The transcript has 21 exons. The coding region runs from base 339 to 2630 and encodes 763 amino acids. Gene Ontology annotation, molecular function: GTPase activator activity; protein binding. Gene Ontology annotation, biological process: signal transduction; regulation of dendritic spine morphogenesis; regulation of actin cytoskeleton organization. Gene Ontology annotation, cellular component: intracellular anatomical structure; leading edge membrane; postsynaptic density.
AGCCAGCCUGCGGAGACUCCCGGGUCCCCGCGCGGGACUGGGGUUGGGGGCGGACAGCCCAGCGGACCUGGACGGCGCUCCAGCCGACCCCGGGCGUUACUAUGAAAGCGCCGCGGAGCGCUUGAGGAGGAUGCGGCAGCAGGCGCCGCGGCGGGAGGAGGAGUAGGUGGUGGUGCCCUCGGGAGGGAGCCGCGCACGGGCCAGAAGGCUCCCGGAGGCUCCGCAGUGUCGCCGCCGUCACCCGGGAGGCUCCGCACGGGAGCCAUGUAACCCUGCGGCGGGCUCCGGGCUGCUCCGUCCUUCCCCAGCACCCGGGCUAGCGCGGCAGCGGGGCCACGAUGAAGAAGCAGUUCAAUCGCAUGCGCCAGCUGGCCAACCAGACGGUGGGCAGGGCAGAAAAGACUGAAGUUCUGAGUGAAGACCUUCUUCAGGUGGAGAAGCGCCUGGAGCUGGUGAAGCAGGUGUCCCACAGCACGCACAAGAAGCUCACGGCCUGUCUGCAGGGCCAGCAGGGGGCCGAGGCCGACAAGCGCUCCAAAAAAUUGCCUUUGACAACGCUGGCUCAGUGUUUGAUGGAAGGGUCAGCCAUCCUGGGAGAUGACACACUUCUUGGAAAGAUGCUGAAACUCUGUGGAGAGACAGAGGACAAGCUAGCCCAGGAGCUGAUUCAUUUUGAAUUGCAAGUGGAGAGAGAUGUUAUCGAGCCCCUGUUUUUGCUGGCUGAGGUGGAAAUCCCAAAUAUUCAAAAGCAGAGAAAACAUUUAGCAAAGUUGGUACUGGACAUGGAUUCUUCACGAACCAGGUGGCAGCAGACUUCCAAGUCUUCAGGUUUGUCCAGCAGCUUACAGCCUGCGGGUGCCAAAGCUGAUGCCCUCAGGGAAGAAAUGGAGGAGGCUGCCAACAGAGUGGAGAUUUGCAGGGACCAGCUCUCAGCUGACAUGUACAGUUUUGUGGCCAAAGAAAUUGACUAUGCAAACUACUUCCAAACGCUAAUAGAAGUGCAAGCUGAGUACCACAGGAAGUCCCUGGCACUCCUGCAGGCUGUGCUGCCGCAGAUAAAAGCACAACAGGAGGCCUGGGUGGAGAAGCCUUCCUUCGGGAAGCCCCUGGAGGAGCACCUCGUGAUCAGCGGCCGGGAGAUCGCCUUCCCCGUGGAGGCGUGCGUGACGAUGCUGCUGGAGUGCGGGAUGCAGGAGGAGGGACUCUUCCGAGUAGCUCCGUCUGCCUCGAAGCUGAAGAAGCUGAAGGCCGCCCUGGACUGCUGCGUGGUGGACGUGCAGGAGUACUCAGCAGACCCCCAUGCGGUCGCAGGAGCUUUGAAAUCUUACCUCCGAGAGCUGCCAGAACCUCUCAUGACCUUCGAACUCUAUGACGAGUGGAUUCAGGCUUCCAACAUCCAGGAGCAAGACAAGAGGCUUCAGGCUCUGUGGAACGCUUGUGAAAAAUUGCCCAAGGCCAACCACAACAACAUCCGGUACUUGAUCAAAUUCUUAUCCAAGCUAUCAGAAUAUCAAGAUGUAAACAAGAUGACUCCCAGUAACAUAGCAAUUGUGUUAGGACCCAACCUCCUAUGGCCACAAGCAGAAGGGAACAUCACGGAGAUGAUGACCACAGUUUCCCUGCAGAUUGUUGGGAUCAUCGAACCCAUCAUCCAGCACGCAGACUGGUUCUUCCCCGGGGAGAUCGAGUUCAACAUCACAGGGAACUACGGGAGUCCGGUGCAUGUGAACCACAACGCCAACUACAGCUCCAUGCCCUCCCCAGACAUGGACCCCGCCGACCGGCGCCAGACGGAGCAGGCCCGCCGGCCCCUCAGUGUUGCCACGGAUAACAUGAUGCUGGAGUUUUACAAAAAGGAUGGCAUGGGCGUGAGGGUGAUGGAUACGUCCUGGGUGGCGCGAAGAGGCUCCUCGGCAGGCCGGAAAGGGUCGUGUGCCCCGCCCUCCACGCAUCCCCCCGCCCCUCCCGAAGAGCUGGCAGCGCCUCUGCCCUCACCGCUCCUGGAGCAGCCCCCCGAUGACCCCGCGGUGCCCUCGCUUUCUCCAUCCGGCUUGGGCCUCCAGCCUGGGGCUGAGCGGACCAGCGCUUCUAAAAGCAAGGAACUUUCUCCGGGAUCUGGGCAGAAGGGAAGUCCGGGUUCCAGCCAGGGGGCACCCUGUGCGGGGACGCAACCAGGGACACAACCAGGCACCAGCCCUAGCCAGCCGCCUGCAGACCAGAGCCCUCACACCCUGCGGAAAGUUUCCAAGAAGCUGGCACCAAUUCCACCCAAGGUCCCCUUUGGCCAGCCGGGCGCUGUGACUGAGCAGUCCACCGGCCAGCCGUGCCCGCUCAGCCUGUCUCCCACGCCACCGAGCACCCCGUCACCCUACGGACUGAGUUACCCUCCAGGGUACCCCCUGGCCUCGGGCCAGCUCUCCCCGGCUGCCGCAGCGCCCCCUCUGGCCUCUCCUUCCAGCUUCGUGAGCACUUUAACCAAAUCGCGGCCCACCCCUAAGCCCCGGCAGAGACCCACCCUGCCGCCGCCUCAGCCCCCCACAGGGAGCCUCUCCGCCUCCAGUCCGCAGUCCACGGAGCACCCCGUGCUCGACGGCAUGUCCCCCGGGGAAAGCAUGUCUACAGCUGUGUGACAUGAGUGCCGCAGUGUCGGAUACGUGUGAGGGGAUGUUCAGGAUCUCGCCCACUUCGAAGUCCCCUCCAUCCACGUAGAGCUUGGGUCGACGCUCCGCCUGAGCCCCCUGGAGCAGGUGCGGCGCCGCUCGGAGACGGGGAAGAGGGACUCGGAGGAGGAGUCUGAGAGCACCGCCCUUUGACACGCGUGUACGUACGCGGGCCCAGGAACACCGCGCAGAGCGCCCUGGGCCUGCCCGGUGUGCUCCGCGGGCUCUGCUCUAACUGCCAACGCAGGCUGGACUUCUGCAGAGAACUGUCCCCUCCGGCCGGAGCGGCAGACGUCGGUGGUGCAGAUUUUGUUCGUUCCCCUCGGGUGGUGACUUUGGCCUUUUGUUUGAUAUUUGCCUUUUGACUUUGUGCCUAUUUGACCCACUUUCAGCCUCCAUGCCAAGCGCAGCCCUCUCCACCCAAGGGCUUCCUGUCGGGAGUGUGCUCUGCAGGGUGGGGUGUGGAGGAGGGUCGAGUCGUUGGGUGAGACCUGGGGCUGCCGCCUGUGCUGGUAGUGAAAUCAAGUCCUCCCAGCGUCAGCCGAGUGGCCCCGGAAGGGCCGGGGCAGCGGGCCCUUUGCGUGCAGGUGCCAGAGCGGGAGUUCGGAGUUCGGGGACACUGGCCUGGUGCACAGGGGAGGCUGCCCUGAACCCUUGGGCUCUGAAGUAAAUGGCUUAACACAAAUCUGUUCACUUCCUAAGUUUUAUUUUUCCACACUGUGGGAGUGAACACUCCCAUUUCUACCUUAUUGUUUCAUACUCUGAAUUUAAAGUGAUGUU